Messenger RNA from Polyodon spathula (Mississippi paddlefish), 2723 nucleotides. It is a transcript of the gene pef1, whose product is annotated as penta-EF-hand domain containing 1. The transcript is spliced from 5 exons. Gene Ontology annotation, molecular function: calcium ion binding. Gene Ontology annotation, biological process: COPII vesicle coat assembly. NCBI's taxonomy places the organism in Eukaryota, Metazoa, Chordata, Actinopteri, Acipenseriformes, Polyodontidae. The record is from RefSeq and is a predicted model, not a curated record. Bases 43 to 1146 code for a protein of 367 amino acids.
UUAUACAUUCUACUCCACCGCGUCAGCAGUGACGUCACGGAAAUGGCAAGUUACGGGCAGGGUUACCCCAGUUCAGGAGGUCCGGCCCCUGGAGGGGGCUAUUACUCGGAACAGCCCCCUGCUGGUGGACAGGCGCCUCCAGGAGGUCAAUAUGGGGCCGGAGCACCCCCUGGUGGUCCUUACAGCGGUACUGCCUCUCCACACAUGGGUCAAUACGGGGGAUCAGCUCCCCCUGGUGGUCAUUAUGGGGGUACUGCGCCUCCUCCAGCUGCAGGGGGUCAGUACGGGGGAGCGGCUCCCCCUGGUGGUCAUUACGGGGGUACUGCGCCUCCUCCAGCUGCGGGGGGUCAGUACGGGGGAUCAGCUCCCCCUGGUGGUUAUUACGGGGGUACUGCGCCUCCUCCAGCUGCAGGGGGUCAGUACGGGGGAGCGGCUCCCCCAGGUGGUGGGCAGUACCACGGAGGCCCUGCUCCUGGCUCUGGGGGGCAGUACGGGGGCCCAGGGGGAGUGGCCCCGGGGGCCCCCUACGGAGGGGCAGCACCAGGAGGGGGGCACUUCGGCGGGCAAGCUCCUGGUGCCCCCUAUGGAGGUUACGGCCAGCACCAGGGACAGCAAGCUCCGGGAGGAGGUAAUGUGCCCCCUGGCGUCGACCCCGAAGCGUUCCAGUGGUUCCAGACCGUGGACACUGACCACAGCGGCUCGAUCACCCUGAAGGAGCUGAAGCAGGCCCUGGUUAACUCCAACUGGUCAGCCUUCAACGACGAGACGUGCCUCAUGAUGAUCAACAUGUUUGAUAAGAGCAACACUGGGAAGAUGGAUGUGUUUGGGUUCUCUAGUCUCUGGGGGUUCAUGCAGCAGUGGAAGACUCUGUUCCAGCAGUUCGACCGCGACCGCUCAGGGACCAUCAGUGCCAAUGAACUGCACCAGGCCCUGUCCCAGAUGGGGUACAACCUGAGCCCUCAGUUCACGCAAAGCCUGGUGUCCCGGGGGAGGCAGACCUCCAUGCAGCUGGACCGCUUCAUCCAGGUGUGCACACAGCUGCAGAGCAUAACCGGGGCCUUCCGAGAGAAAGACACUGGCAUGACUGGCAGCGUGAGGAUGAGCUACGAGGACUUCCUCUCCACCUCCAUCACCCGCCUGCUGUGAGAGCUGUGUUUGUGAUCCCCCAGGACCGGACCGCACUUACCCUGCACGGGAACGCUCCAGAGGGGCGGGGAGGGGGGGCUGUUGCAUUAACACACUUCCAAGUAGUGCUGGGAAUCGAACAUUCAGACAGACGUUGCUUGAAAUGUAUUCAGUGGCAAAGCCACGUUUACAUUCGCUGAUGGAAUAAACAGCACAGCGCUCCUCUCUCCCUUUCUCUGAUGAGUCAUUAAUAAUUCCGGUGCCAGACUGGUGUUUUCGUUUCUUCCUCCAGAGAGAUUUAAACACAGUAUGGCACCAGCUGUACUUUGUUUCCCAGCUUAUUCAAAAUGAAAGAAUAUUCGAACAUGAAAAAGCCAUGUGCAUCCCAACCCUACUUGAGGCGCCUCUUCUAGUAACGCUGCAUUGCUCAAUCUGGCAGCAAGAAGCUAUUGAGCACAUUGAACUUCACUGCACGCUUUUCAAAAGAGUCUGUGUCUGUAGGGCUGGGGUUACGGGACUCGCUCUUUAGGGCUGGGGUUACGGGACUCUAUCUUUAGGGCUGGGGUUACGGGACUCUAUCUUUAGGGCUGGGGUUACGGGACUCGGUCUUUAGGGCUGGGGUUACGGGACUCGGUCUUUAGGGCUGGGGUUACGGGACUCGGUCUUUAGGGUUUCAGUUCCAGAGGUACUCCCCUUUAUGUUCCCUGUUUCCUUGUUAUGUUUAAAGUGAGUCAUUGCAGGUGAAUGUUCAGAGGUAACUUCUGGGGUGUGGUAGAGCCAUCUAAUAAAUGAGCAAUGAAGGAAUAAACCUUUUAAAUAAUGAAAUAAAAAACUGAAACCCAAACAGUGCAAGUGCAGCAAAUCAGAUCUGACUUUCGAAAUUGCCAAACACAGAGAUCUGUGCAUCUAGCCCACAAACACAGAGAUCUGUGCAUCUAGUCCACAAACACAGAGAUCUGUGCAUCUAGCCCACAAACACAGAGAUCUGUGCAUCUAGCCCACGAACACAGAGAUCUGUGCAUCUAGCCCACGAACAGAGAUAUGUGCAUCUAGCACAGAAACACAGAGAGAUCUGUGCAUCUAGCCCACGAACACAGAGAUCUGUGCAUCUAGCACAGAAACACAGAGAGAUCUGUGCAUCUAGCACGCACACACACAGAGAUCUGUGCAUCUAGCACGGAAACUAUUGGAACUGUGUCAAAUACUGCUCAUGUUACCUGCUAAAAUGUAUACCCCGUGAAAGACUGCAGCAUCUACAGUGUCAGUGCUGGAGCCUCAGUCUCCAUUGUUUCGGCAGCGUGCAUUUCGUGACCAUAGAAAAACCAUGUAACGCUAAAUAGGUACCGAUCUUAAAACUGUCUGUGAGCCAGUGAAGCUGCGUAAUGUGCCUGACUGUUCUGCAGAAUGAGGUUGCUAAUUAAUAUAUAAAUAAACAAGUGAUGCUGCAAAUAGAUGGGCGUGCUCUUGUGGUCCAGAUCUAUGCUGUGCUGUAAUCAAAUGCUUUUUAUACAUCAAUAAAUAUUAUACUUCCAACCUGCAAAUCUUAAUGACACUUUGUUUUCGGAGUUAAUAAAGUUGCUGUGUUUUUGCUAACACGC